AAUUGAACGAAAUUGUUGUCUCAAAUUCAAACAAACAAAAUGGCGGAUCGUCAACAUUUUCCAUCCGCCAUCACGGAAGCCGUCUCUUCGAACACGGCGUGCCCCGACACCGGACCGAAAGCAGAAACAACAAACAUUUUUCUGCUACUCCAAAAGAAUAUAACGAUUGAGUCAUCAAAACACGUAUUCAGUUCGAUCGUUGAAUAUAUUUUAAUACUAACCUUAAUGUUUGCGUUCUCCGCGAUUUUGUAUGUUAUAUACAAGUCAUAUAUCAGUCCUGUUUUCUAUAAAAAGGAACUGACAGAAGUCGGCUUCGAUCAUAUACCUCAAGGUCCGGACAAGGGGAGGCGGAUCAGUCGCGCCCAAGCCUCCAGACGGAUGGGCAGCAAAUUGCCCCCUCCCUACCCCAAUGGGUGGUUCGCGGUCGCCGAAACAAGGGAGCUUAAAGUUGGCAGCGUCCUCUCUAUCGAUGCCCUGGGUCAGAAUUUGUGCGUGUACCGUGGCGAGGACGGCCUGGCCCGGUGCGUGGACGCAUACUGUCCGCAUUUGGGCGCGAAUCUUGCGGUCGGCGGCACGGUGCGUGGCAGCUGUAUCGAAUGCCCCUUCCAUAAGUGGCGUUUCAACGCGGCCGGCACCUGCGUCAGUUUGCCCGGCUCUGAUAUUGCACCAAAAGGCGUAUCGAUCAGGACCUGGUGCGUGGUGGAAACAGACGGCGCCAUCUGGAUCUGGCAUGACGCUGAAGGCAGGGAGCCGCUGUGGGAGAUCACCGAUCCACCUGAACUCAAGGACUUCGGGUAUCGAGGCAGAAACGAAUUCGAAGUCAGCGCUCAUAUACAGGAAAUACCAGAAAAUGGUGCUGAUGUUCCUCAUCUGAAUGCCGUUCACUCCUCCUCGCUGCUCAGUGAUCUCGGAGAGAGAUAUCCCGUACUGCACGAAAUCAUAGGCCGACACGUGUGGAACGCGGAUUGGACGAAAUCCGACGAUCACACAUCGCUAAUGCACAUCACGCAAGAAUAUAAAGUUCUCAAAUACGAUUUGGCACGCAUCGACGUUAAAGUUACACAGAUCGGCCCCGGACAUGUCCGUUUAUUCCUGAAGACCAGCGUCGGUCCUUUUUACAUAGCACAGUCGGUGACUCCUCUCGGUCCUCUGCUGCAGAAGGUCAUCCACCGGGUGUACUCACCGGCGUACAACGCGCCCGUCGGAGCGUUCCUCGUGAGGUGCGAAGCGUACAUGUUCGAGAGGGACGUAACUAUAUGGAACAGCAAGCGGUUCGUUAGCGCGCCUGCCUACGUCAAAACCGAUAAGACGAUACGAACCUUCAGGAAUUGGUUCGGUCAGUUCUACAGCGAGCACAGCCUCAGUUUCAGGGACGCGCUGCAGAAUCCAUUGGACUGGUGACGAUUUAACGCGGCCAUUUUGUACGAUUUUCGUUCUGUGGAGGGUAGAAGUAAGGAGCGCCAUCUUGUAUAGGGAUUGUACGGCUUCUAAUGCGAUACUGUGUAAACUCUUCUUAUAAAACAAGUUAGUUCCGAUUUUACUUCGUAUAUUGUCACAAGUGUCUGACGUGUCGGGUGGGUUAUGUACGACUGACCAUAUCAAGCGUUGCACAAAACCGCAUGCGCUACUAAUCCUAAUUACUAAUCCUAAUGCUCCUACAGGGAUCAAGUUGAAGGUGUUUUCCUGUAAACAGAAAGUUAUUGUUGGAAGACUCACCGAAAUAGCGGUAGUGUAGGAAGUGAAAAUGAUUUCAAUGUAGUUGUUUUAAACAAAAGUGUGCCGGGUUGCAGUGUGGUAGUUUUGGCACUGCUCUUCAGAAGUCGUCGUGGCCUAAAGGAUAAGACGUCCGGUGCAUUCGAGUUGAGCGAUGCACCAGUGUUCGAACCCCGCAGGCGGGCACCAAUAAUUUUUUUCUAACGAAAUACGUACUUACCAAAUGUUUACGAUUGACUUUCACGGUAAACUAAUAGCAUCGUGUAUUAAAAAUGAAACCCGCAAAAUUAUAAUUUACUUAAUUACUGGCUGCUUUUCGGUGUGAAGGGCGGGGCAGCCGUUGUAACUGAGAUUUUAGAACUCAUAUCUCAAGGUGGGUUAACCUUGUAGAUGUCUUUGCUCCGGUAACCACUUAACACCAGGUGGACUGUGAGCUCGUUCACCCACUAAGCAAUAAAUAAAUAAAAUGAAUCCUUCCACUUGCUACAGUGGCGCCACCUUAAUUGGCUCCUUUACAGCGGACACUUUUUAAUACACAGAGAUGGCGCUCCUUACUUCUGCCCUUCAUAUUCAGAAUGGAGAUCGAUCUCUCAAGACGAAAUUAUUUCCAGUGUCGUGUUUUAUGAAAAUCUUCUUCGAACUGCUACACGAAUACUUUAAAUGUAAGAUAGAGAUGAAAUAGUUUCAGUUAAAUUGGUUGUUUAUUGAAAAUUGGCUUUUUGGGGGAAGUCUAGAAGUCACGACCAGCUAGUUUGUUCAAUUUUCCAAUAUUAGUCCAGAGGUCGUAGCCGAAAAAGAUGGAGUGACCAAGUGUCUGAGUGUCUGGACAUGAGACUGAGCCACGCACUUCACUGUGCCACUGACCGACAUAAGUGGCUAAAAAUUACAAAAAAAAGUCACAGGCGGGCGCAUCACGAUGCUCAGCAAUGAGCGAUCGACUGAAGGAAGAGGAGUCCACUUUUAUAGCUAAGUGGCUUAUAAGCUAACAUUGUUUCAAAGUAAAGGAACACUAAAUUUCAAUGCACUUACCAUUGUUUAGCCAAAUGGUUUAUAAGCCACCCUUAUAAAGUUUCAAAGUAAAGCAACACUAAAUUUCAAUGCAUCCACCAUUGUUUACUCUGCACUACCUUUGGUUGACUGGUAGAGAAUGUCUUAAGCAUUAAAUUCGCCAAUGGUAAUUUAACAUGAAGUGUAAUAAAAAAACAUGUGUGCAAUUCACACGUGGUAGAAGUGAAACCUUCAAAAAUUUUAAUACAAUUGCGACUAUUUGGCGAUAGAUGGUGUUAUUCUUACCGGCGUAACAAUGUUAACUAGAUGUCCCGCAGUAGUCGAAAUUCGACUAUAACUAAUUGGAAUUGUAACUUUGUACACUGUUAUGGUUAUAUUUUAUACUUCUAUAAUCACAAAUUUCGCCAAGACUACACCAUAAAUAAUAUUAACAAAGACAAGCAAUAUUUAAUCUAUUCUCAAUUUGACAACAGAUGUCAAGAAUAAAGCAAGAGUUAGCUUUAACGUUAAAAGUUAAGUCAAAUUUGUAUAGAGUUGGAACGUUUGCCUACGUUUGCCGCUAGGGGCGCUGUUCCAACUCCAUACAAAUUUGAGUUAACUUUUACGCUAUCGAGAACGUUAAAAAAUUCACACUAUAAUCACUAUAAUUAGCGUUUAGAUAGAAGUUAAUUAGUUUUUAAAUGACAUUCGUGUGAGUAGUGUGAUGUGGGCAGUUAUGAUGUACCUUGUUUUGUUUUUUGUUUUUUUUAAAUAUAGAUCAACGAUGUUUGGCUUAAGUGACAUUUUUGAAACUUUACAGGAGAGCCAUUUAAAGUUUAAAAUUUGGAAACUAAUAUCAUAGCAAAAUAACUUCUUCAGCCAUUUGAAUGGAGUAAACUUAAUUGAAGUUCAAUUAAAAACAUCGAACUGUUGAUGCUGAUACCGAAUAAAACGGACCUUUAAUUACAAAGACAAAUGUCGCUUAAGCCACCUUUCACCCCUCGAUAUUAUAUUUUUUUUAGUUUAGGUAUUUUCAGAAAUAAUAAAAGACAAUUUUUAUAUGAUUUUUAAA
Molecule: messenger RNA, 3772 nt
Organism: Bombyx mori (domestic silkworm)
Lineage: Eukaryota; Metazoa; Arthropoda; Insecta; Lepidoptera; Bombycidae
Gene: nvd
Product: neverland
Biological process (GO): cholesterol metabolic process
Molecular function (GO): oxidoreductase activity; 2 iron, 2 sulfur cluster binding
Source: RefSeq, marked provisional